Molecule: messenger RNA, 924 nt
Organism: Peronospora belbahrii
Lineage: Eukaryota; Oomycota; Peronosporomycetes; Peronosporales; Peronosporaceae
Source: the annotation of a GenBank genome assembly
AUGACCGUAUUGCUGCGUUUCUUGUGUCUUCGCUCCGCCAGUUCCCGUUGUUUCGCCAUGAGCUUUUCUUCUCACCGCUCAACUUCUUACGUAAAUACUAAAGCUACUGCUCUGACGCGCUUUGUCGACGAAAAUGGUGCCAUUCGCUGCGGCCAACGCACGGAUGAUGGCUCGACUGCGUUCUUAGUGGAAGACGACGACCCUUUUGGCAGUCUGCACUUUACGGGCGAUACUGCCACCAUUGAGAAGAUAUUGGCUCCAGUAGUGCCAACGCAGAUCCUCUGCAUUGGUCUCAAUUAUUGUAAACAUGCCAAGGAGACCAACAAACCAGAGCCAAAGUUUCCCGUGCUCUUUACAAAAGGUGUCAACGCCCUGCAACACCCACACGAUCCUGUGGUGAUACCUCGUAUUGCCUCCGAUCCACCUGAAGUUGACUAUGAAUGUGAGCUUGCUGUUGUACUAAAGAAAGCUUGCUGUAAUGUGACGGAGGAGGAAGCUUUGACCUAUGUGGGUGGCUACACUUGUGCUAACGAUAUCUCGGCACGUCGCUGGCAGGGCAAAAAGGGAGGAGGUCAAUGGUGUCGAGCUAAGACCUUUAACACAUUUUGUCCCUUGGGACCGGUGCUCGUGACACCUGAGAUCAUUUUGGACCCCCAGACGCUCGACAUUGCCACGUAUCUCAAUGGUGAGCUGGUGCAGAAGUCUAAUACGGGUGAUAUGAUCUUUUCUGUUGCAAAUCUUAUCAGUCAGCUCUCACAGGACUGCACACUACCCAAGGGCACGAUUAUCCUGACGGGAACGCCAGAGGGUGUUGGUGUCGCUCGCAACCCGCCGCUUUUCCUUGCACCUGGUGACAUGGUGGAAAUCGAGAUUGAGCGCAUUGGCAAGCUCGUCAACCCUGUUGUUGGCACCUCGGCGUUGUGA